AUGAUUCUUGGCAUACCUUUCAACUUUCACAUGUCCAACCUGCCGGACCUUCCGAAGCUCCUUUGGACCAUCGGUCUGGCCAUCUUCGGAGUUUUCGUGUUACGCACCAUCUACUACCUGACCUUCCAUCCCCUGGCGGGAUACCCAGGCCCUCUGCUCGGACACGUAACCACCGUUUACUCACUUUGGCACCGCGGCAAUGGCUCCAACCACAGCUGGCUACUAUUCCUGCACAAAAGGUACGGUCACAUUGUCCGCAUCGGCCCCAAUGAGCUGAGUUACACCCACCCGGAUGCUUGGCACGACAUCUAUGCCAAGGCGGGAGGUGGGGGUGACAUACCCAAGGACUUUGUCGGACUGGGGCCGGACAUGGCGGCGCCCGAGAAGGGCAUCGUGCGUGCCGACGAUACCAACCACCAGCGGCAGCGGCGGACUUUCUCGCAUGCCUUUUCCGAUCGUGCCGUGCUCAAGCAGGAGAGCCUCGUCCAGGGCCAUGUCCAUAACUUGAUGGGCAAGCUAGCCGAUGAGGAUGCCGAGCCUGCUUCUUCUCGUGGCCGCGUGGAUCUCGUGACCUGGCUAAGUUACCUGGCCUUUGACAUCAUGGGCGACCUUAUGUACGGCGAGCCUCUCGGCAUGCUCGAUAACGACCAGUCUGCUCGCCAGUGGGUUCGCGACACGUACUCGACCAUCAAGACGGUCACGCUCGGCAUGGCAAUGAUGGGUUGGCACCCACCCCUGGGCCCGCUGCUCCUCAGAUCUAUCUGGGGAAGCAGUGGUAAGCGCCGCGCCCGGCACAAUCGCUUCUCCAUGGAUCGCGUUGAUAAGCGCCUGGACCGCGGCGACGACUCAGGUAGCGACAUCUGGUCGAUGAUUAUGCAAAGCAGCGGCGAUGAGAAGCGACCAGGCAUCUCGCGCGCCGAGAUGUAUUCCAAUGCUGCAACGUUCAUGAUCGGUGGGACCGAGACUACCACGGCUGCUACGUCAGCCCUGAGCUACCUGCUGCUCACUCACCCGACCAAGAUGGCCACGCUGCGCGCUGAGCUCGAUACUGCCAUCAAGAAUCCGCAGGAAGACAUUACAUUCACCAAUCUGCGAAAGCUGCCGUAUCUUAACGCGUGCAUUGAGGAAGCCAUGCGUCUCUAUCCACCUGCGCCAACGCCUAUGCCGCGCAUGAUACCCCAAGGGGGACGUGUCAUCUGCGAACGCUACGUGCCGGCGGGUACACGCGUUGACAUUCCGCUGUAUGCCAUUGCGCAUCAUCCAGACAAUUUUGUUGAUCCAGAGGAAUUUGUACCGGAGCGGUGGUUGAGCGACGACGACCGGCCCGCCAAGUAUACUGAUGAUCGGAAAGAUUGCGUCAAGGUGUUUUCCGCGGGCCCAAGAGAUUGUAUUGGCAAGAAGUGA
Molecule: messenger RNA, 1404 nt
Organism: Colletotrichum chrysophilum
Lineage: Eukaryota; Fungi; Ascomycota; Sordariomycetes; Glomerellales; Glomerellaceae
Exons: 1
Coding region: 1-1404 (467 amino acids)
Molecular function (GO): iron ion binding; heme binding; oxidoreductase activity, acting on paired donors, with incorporation or reduction of molecular oxygen
Source: RefSeq, a predicted model, not a curated record